Molecule: messenger RNA, 2185 nt
Organism: Lolium perenne
Lineage: Eukaryota; Viridiplantae; Streptophyta; Magnoliopsida; Poales; Poaceae
Product: two-component response regulator ORR25-like
Biological process (GO): regulation of DNA-templated transcription; phosphorelay signal transduction system
Cellular component (GO): nucleus
Molecular function (GO): DNA binding; DNA-binding transcription factor activity
Source: RefSeq, a predicted model, not a curated record
AUGGGUAUUGUUUCAUUGUAUAUUAUGUUUGUCAGACUGGAAGGCAUGGCCUGCGGUGACCGAAGGCAUGGAAAGGAACCUGCAACGCUUGAGGAGGACAACUUCCCGGAGGGGCUACGCGUGCUCGCCGUCGACGACGACCGCGUCUCCCUCAGGGUCCUAGAGGCUGUUCUGCGCCAGUGCAAAUACAAGCCAACGGGGGUGAGGGACGGAAGAACGGCGCUAAAGCUGCUGAGGGAGAAAGGGGAGGAUCACUUCGACCUAGUUAUCACUGACGUGCACAUGCCGGACAUGGACGGCUUCCAGCUCCUCGAGCUCAUCGGUCUUGAGAUGGAUCUGCCAGUCAUCAUGCUAUCUGUGAAUGGAGAAAAGGCUACCAUGUACAGAGGGAUACGGCAUGGGGCCUGUGACUAUAUUGUGAAACCCGCGGAUAUCAAGAAGAUCAGAAACAUAUGGGAGCAUGUUGUAAGGAAAAACCAUAUCUCUGUGAUCCACAACAGCAACGACAGUGAUGAUGCUGAUCAGAGGGUGGCACUACCAGUAAUUGCUAAGGGUGGCGCAAAAAGUAAGAAGUGCUCAAAGAAGAAGAGAAAUGAUGGAGAAGGCUCUCAUGACAACAGAGGAAGAAGGCGGAAUAGCUGGAAGAAACCAAGGGUGUCAUGGACCGGUGAGCUGCACAACAGGUUCCUGGAAGUUGUCAACCGACUCGGCGUCGACAGGGUGGUUCCAAAGGUGAUAUUACAAAUGAUGAAUGUCCAUAACCUUAGUAGGGAGAACGUUGCAAGCCAUUUACAGAAAUAUCGUUUGUUUCUCAAGAGGGUCACCGAUGAUUCGUCUCAAAGCAGGAGAAAUGCCUCGUACAUGGGCAUGAGUCACCAGGGAGUCCGGCCAUCGUCAGCCCUUUGUCCCUGUGGUUCUCACAAUAUCUACGCAGCUCCUCCAUCAAUAUUAGAACCUCACGGUCUGUCUAUUCAGCCCAGGAACUGGGCCACGGGCACAGUCGGCAAUGGUUGCCUCAUGCCUGGAAGCCGCCACGCUUCGGGUCCUCCUGUUGGCCCAGUCGCAAACACAUCAGAUCAGCCAAUGCAGGAUGCAUUUCCUCGUAUCCAUUUCCGUUCUGGCAAAUCCUACCUAAGCGUCCUGCGUCAGAAACUGAUGGAGGUGAACACAAGCGUGGUGCCUUCCUCCCAUCCUGGCACCUCCUCCGGCACAGCAGAAAUGCCAAAUGGUGGACAGUUAGAACCUGCAAACCAGUUGCCGGUGCAGCCUCGAGAACAGAUCAGCCAUUUCUCCGGUCCGAUGGGCAUGGCACCUUCUGCGAUGGGCACGCAUGGCGACACCCAGCUCCCGUACCUUGUUCGGAACUGUAGCAAUCCAUGGCAAAAUAAUGUGGGGCCAUCAAGUUUUGCUGGUUCUAUGGUUGGAGCACCUCUCCUCCCAUCAUCACAAGUGAACGUCAUACUCCCCCAGAUCAACCAGACAAUCUUCGCACCCUCAUCUAGCGAGAUCGCCGUGUUUCAGAAUGAGCAGCAGAAUCAGAUGGCAGGGACCAACAUCAACAACACCACAUCAGUGGAUGUCUACAGUGAGCAGAUGACGCCAUUAUUCAACAUGGCAAGCAACGCAGCCCCAGUGGAGAUGACCAAUGAUAACUUCUCACCAAUGAAUCAGAUGAUGGUCAAUGGGGGAAGCACCAGCUCUCCAUCGCCUAACCUUCAGGCGGGCAACCCUGUUGCACCGCCGGCUCAGAUGGUUAAUGGUGGUGGAAGCAGCAGCUUUGCAUUGCCUGGCCAUCUGGGCGGCUCUUUCGCGCCGCUGACUCAGAUGCUUAAUGGAGGGGAGGGUGCAGCUGGGCAGCAAGCUUCUGAUGAUCAGCCAACCUACAGCACUUCUAACUUCCUCGAGGAUAUUUUUGCCAGCAUGGCUAGUCAGGAUUUCAAUUCAGAUGAUGUUUGGUGAAAAAUAUUAGUCCCUUUGUUCGCCCCACCUGCGCCAGAGAUGUCUCCGCAUUUUGUGCAGGCCAGAUGUUGAUCAUCAGCCCAUGGUUCCUGCACACUGUAACUGCGGAGUUGUGCGAAAAAACGCCGAAUUGUAGUAGGUAGUUAGAAGCAGGGUGUGGGCUUCUACUUUACUUCAGAUUUGUUUUAAAUUAUUCCUUGUGUUUGAAGGAUCAUAAAAUAACUUU